Molecule: messenger RNA, 1500 nt
Organism: Sarcophilus harrisii (Tasmanian devil)
Lineage: Eukaryota; Metazoa; Chordata; Mammalia; Dasyuromorphia; Dasyuridae
Gene: CCSAP
Product: centriole, cilia and spindle associated protein
Exons: 7
Coding region: 393-1436 (347 amino acids)
Biological process (GO): regulation of mitotic spindle assembly
Cellular component (GO): axoneme; spindle; cytoskeleton
Molecular function (GO): microtubule binding
Source: RefSeq, a predicted model, not a curated record
AUAUAACAUGGGGCUAGAAGUUUCCAGUAUGGAAGUUUAUAGUAUGAAUAGUUCCAGGAGGGAAGAUUUCAGAAAAGGAAUAGAGAGGGUGAGCCAGGCAAAGGAACAGGUAAAUUAUUUAUGAGUCUUAUGGGUAUCAGAGAAUUCCCCCAAACCACAGGUUAUUGAGCCUACCACAACUUGUGUGCAAGAAAUGAAUCUGCAAACAUCAACCAGGCCAUGUAUAUCUGGAGAAGAAGGUAUACAUAAAAAAGCACUAUAGAAGAUGGAUCAAAGCUGACUGUGGAGGUGGGACAACCUGUUAGAACAUUAUUGAAAUAUUCUCUCCAGGUAUUAGGGAGGUGGGACUUUAGCUGAGAUUUGAAGAAAGCAAAGGGAGGCGUGAGGCAAACAUGAGAAAGGACAGCAAUCCAGGGGCUAAGCUCGAGUCGCAGGAAGGGAGAAGAUCCAGGAAGGUUCGGGUGGAGAAGGUGAACCAGGAGGGCGAGGAAGCCGCUGCGGUAAAGAGUUUACCUGGGAAUAAAGCUGACCAGGAGGAAGAGGAGGAAGGAGGCGGAAAAGGAAGAGGGAAAGCCGCGGUCCGGGGCCAGCCUGCCCUGCCCUGCCCCGCCGGCUUGGGUCGGGCCAGGACCAUGCAUUCCGGGAGCAAGGUGAAGAGCGAAUAUAUGAAGCGCUACAAAGAUCCCAAGUGGGACACGUGGGGCUCGUGCUACCGGGAGCUGCUGCACUAUCGCCUGAGCCGGCGGCUGCUGGAGCAGACGCACAACCCCUGGUUAUGGGACGGCUGGGGACCGUCUACCAACUCGGACGAUUCUUCGUCUUCCGGGGGUGGCGGGGCCUCCUCGCCCCUGUGCCCCCCUGGAGCUUCGGCCUUGUCUCCACCUCCGUCCCCACCCAAGUCCCUAAGAGAGGGAGCGGAGUCGGGAGUGGAGGAUAAGGGGUCCGAGGUCUCUGAGGACGAGGACGCUGCCAGCCUCCCAGAAACACCUGGGAAAGAUAUACAAGGAAAAAAUAAACAGCAGAGGGAAGCAAAAGAACAACAGAGAGAAGUGAAAGAUAAGUUACUGGAUACUACUGAGCAUCCUCAACAACGUGCCUUGCUUGCUAAAGCAGAGAAGAAACCAGCUAAAAGUCCUCAAAGACCCAGUAAAACAAAAGAAAUCAAACAUCCAUUUGCUCUUUAUGGCUGGGGAGAAAGACAAACAGAUACUGGGAGCCAAAAAACACAUAAUGUAUGUGCUUCUGCUUCGGCACAACAGAUUCAUGAGUCAGCAUUACGAGCCAAGAAUAGAAGACAAGUGGAAAAAAGGAAACUGGUCACUCUGAGGCAGAGAGCCUCUUCUGCAGAUGUGCAGAAACCCAGAAGGAUCAAGCCUUCCUCUGCAGAUAAUCCAUGGAUGACAGAGUACAUGAGAUGCUACUCAGCAAGAGCUUGAUGAAAGAAAAAUGUGCUUAGAUAACCUCAUUAAAAACAACAGGACAUUGGUUUAGGAAACCAAA